This is a messenger RNA of Argiope bruennichi, 743 nucleotides long. RefSeq lists its product as uncharacterized. Lineage: Eukaryota; Metazoa; Arthropoda; Arachnida; Araneae; Araneidae. The coding region runs from base 87 to 494 and encodes 135 amino acids. The record is from RefSeq and is a predicted model, not a curated record. The transcript has 3 exons.
AGUGAAAGGACAGUUAGAAGGAAACCAGGGACCAGGUUUUUUUGGUGUUUUUUUUACGGCGAAGACUGAAAAGAAAGUAUUAUUGAAUGUCUCAAAUGAGAGAUACGGAUUACAAACUGCAUGUUGGCAUGGAUACAAAGUCGCAGUUUCAGCGUGGUCUUUGCAACAUCACUUCACACCAUCCUAACCAGCUUAACCCAUUUCUGAACAGCAACUCAUCUACUCGGCAGUCUCAAGUAUUAUAUCCUCGUCAAGCAUCAGAUGCUAUUUUAUAUGCAUCGUUGGUAGCUCUCUUCUACGCUGCCAUAAUCCUCAUCGUGGUGGGCAGCAACUGCCACAGAUUUCGGAAGCAGCAUUCUUCCUCAGAACGUGGAGCCAGACGGACAGCGAAACAUCUACUCACUAUGACCGAUACAAAACUGAACAUUUUCCAUAUCGUCUUGAAAAGGCACAGGUCACCAACCAGCUCAGAUCCCCAAAUAGCAAUCGUCUGACGAAAGAAUAGAAUGCUGUCGCAUUUUAGUCAUCAUGUUCAGAGUUUCACCUGUAGGUUUCAUGCGAAACUUGUCAUCGUAAUUCAUGGAAUGAUAUUAUAUUCAUGCAUUGAUUGUAUGUAAUCGGAUUCAAUCAUAUCAUACGGAAACCAUGAAUCGUUUUUCAGUAUCAUGUGAUGUACAUGAUUUCUUGAUAUCCAAUACUAAAAAGAUAUGAAUAAAAUAUUUACUUUUUGGAUUUGCCCUUAA